UGAUAUCCCCUCGCCACGAACCAACCAUCCAUCCAUCCCAGAGAAACCAGGAACCAGAGCAGCGGCUCAGGCGAGAGUCCUUCACCCCGAUCCAGGCAAGAUGGCAUUCGCCGCCUCCACGGCUUGCUGCAAGCCGUCCGCGCUGCUGGCCCCUCGCGCGUCGGCGUCGUCGUCGUCCCAGGCGCGCCUCUGCAGGCCCUCCACCUCGGCCGCGUUCCAGGGCCUCAGGGCGCCGGCGCCGGCCUUCGCCCUCGCGCCUGCGCCGCGCCGCCGCGCGGCGUCCACCGGCAUCGUCUGCGGCAAGGUGAGCAAGGGCAGCGUGCCGCCCAACUUCACGCUCAAGGACCAGGACGGCAAGACGGUGUCGCUCUCCAAGUUCAAGGGCAAGCCCGUCGUCCUCUACUUCUACCCCGCCGAUGAGACGCCCGGCUGCACCAAACAGAUCUUUCGCCAGAAGACAUUCACCCCUCCUGGUUCUGCCGGAGCUAGCUCACCAUUCCUUUCCAAACGCCAUGGCUUCGCCACCAUCCAAGCUCACCUCUCCUCCUCCCCUACCCCCACCGCACAACAAGAGACCACGACCAUACCGUCUCAAGAAAUCACCGAGGCAGCGACGCCGAGGAGGCAGCAGCCCAUCAAAGAGGAGGCCGCCGUCGCCAAGGGAGACGGCGCCCGGACGUGCGAGCUGCCGACGUGGGCGGUGAUCGGCGGCAUCACGGCGGGCGUGGCGGUGGCGCUGGCGCUGUCGGUGGACGCUGGGCCGGCGAUGGCGCUGGGGCCGGAGGGGCCGCUGCUGGAGGAGUUCUGGGACAACAUGCGGCGGUACGGGCUGUACGCGCUGACGGUGAGCACGGGGUUCGCGUGGGCGCUGGUGCAGCCCAUCUACGAGCUGCUGCGGAACCCCAUCACCGCCGUGCUCAUCAUCCUGGUCAUGGCCGGCGGCGCCGUCCUGACCGUCCAGGUCAUCAACGCCAUGGCCGGCAACUCCGACUUCGUCUACAUGUACGAGCAGUAGCCAUAGAUAGCUAUAGUUAGGGUAUUUUGUACGUACGUACAGUAUAUGUCCGGUCGAUUUCGGACGAAACAUGCAACGCAUGCAUGAUUUUGGGAGCAAUAAAAAGGUGACACACAUUAGACCA
This is a messenger RNA of Hordeum vulgare subsp. vulgare (domesticated barley), 1139 nucleotides long. RefSeq names its product peroxiredoxin Q, chloroplastic. Lineage: Eukaryota; Viridiplantae; Streptophyta; Magnoliopsida; Poales; Poaceae. Gene Ontology annotation, cellular component: cytoplasm; chloroplast thylakoid membrane. The coding region runs from base 101 to 1015 and encodes 304 amino acids. The transcript has 3 exons. Gene Ontology annotation, molecular function: thioredoxin peroxidase activity. Gene Ontology annotation, biological process: cellular response to oxidative stress; cell redox homeostasis. The record is from RefSeq and is a predicted model, not a curated record.